Fusarium musae is the source of this 654-nucleotide messenger RNA. Its product is annotated as decapping endonuclease targeting mRNA. Bases 1 to 654 code for a protein of 217 amino acids. The record is from RefSeq and is a predicted model, not a curated record. Gene Ontology annotation, cellular component: nucleus; cytosol. Gene Ontology annotation, biological process: nuclear-transcribed mRNA catabolic process; NAD-cap decapping. Gene Ontology annotation, molecular function: mRNA 5'-diphosphatase activity. Lineage: Eukaryota; Fungi; Ascomycota; Sordariomycetes; Hypocreales; Nectriaceae. The transcript has 4 exons.
AUGCAGUUCUGGGGAUACAAGUUUGAAACGUUGUCGACUCUGCCAGCGCCUUGGGCAGAAACGUCCCGCGACUUUAUCGAGAAUCGAGAGAACGAAGUCGUUAACAAUAAAGCUCAAUAUUGCUCUGUUGUCCGCACGGGUAUCGGUAAAUCUGUUCUAUGUCUUGGUGGCGAAGUUGAUGCCAUCUGGGAUUCCAAACCUGAAGAAAAGGGCAGCCCCAUCAACUGGGUUGAGCUCAAGACAUCAGCCGAGAUUCGCAAUGCGGGUGGUAUGGAGAACUUCAAACGAAAGCUCAUGAAGUACUGGAUACAAUCAUUCCUUCUUGGUGUGCCGCGCAUUGUUGUCGGUUUUCGCACGCAGGACGGCAUUCUGGUCGAGGCAAGGGAGAUGGAAACGCAUCGUAUUCCCGAUAUGGUCAAUGCCGACCCAAAUCCCAAAUGGAACGCCGAUAUGUGUGUCAACUUUGCCGCCACUUUCUUAGAGUGGCUAACAGAAAACAUAAACGAUGAGGGCGUUUGGAGAAUAAGACGCGAGCCUCAGUCACCGACAAUCGAGCUAUUCAAGGUGGAGGAGACAGGUCACGGCGAUAUCUUAUCUGAUGAGUUCAAGAAUUGGAGAAUCAAGUUGGCUCUUGGGCCCAGCGAUGCUUCCUGA